Messenger RNA from Phytophthora sojae, 918 nucleotides. RefSeq lists its product as hypothetical. The transcript has 3 exons. The coding region runs from base 1 to 918 and encodes 305 amino acids. NCBI's taxonomy places the organism in Eukaryota, Oomycota, Peronosporomycetes, Peronosporales, Peronosporaceae. The record is from RefSeq and is a predicted model, not a curated record.
AUGGCACGCCGCGCGUCCAAGUCGUCGCCUGCUCGCCCUCGCGCUCUCGCAGCCAGCGCCGACACAGCUGGUGCCCCUGCUAGCUCCGUAGGCGAAUCCGCCCCUGGGACCUCCUCUAGCGACUCUGCGGCAGCCGCGGCGGGGCCUUCGCCGUCUCAAGGGCAGCCCAGCAAACGUCUCCAGAAGCGCAAAGCGAGCGACGCCCCAGUUCCCCCAGCUAGUCGCACGGCACCGAACGAAGGAUCGUCGGUGGAGGUCGGCCCCACGGGUGAUCCAGCGGACCUCGUCGUCGCUUCCCAGUCGUCUCCAGGAGCGAACGCAAAGGGGCAAGAACCGGCACCGAGAUGCCAGGCCCCAGGCAAGCGCAAAGCUCGGAAGACGGCCGACCAUCAAACCGCAGCGCUGUCCAUUCGGCGGUCACGCUGGCGGCGGAUCCACCAUCAACGACCGAAGGUGGAGAUUUCCACCGGGAUCCAACUCGACGGCGCGCGCCAACUCCGGCGGAGUCUGCCGCUUUCCAUGAUGCUGGCCGCAGACAUCAGCGUCUGUGCUCGGACACUCGUACUAAGACCCUCACCGCCGCCUGGGCUUAACUUUCCGACGGACCCGUACCCUAUCGCCACCGGCCCUGACGAUUCCCCCACUUACCAGCUCAAUCGCCCCCUUCAACAAGCGAUGUCGGAGUUCGUUCGUAAGACUGGUAUUUCCCUCCCUCGAUUCGUGGAGCUGUUACGCGGCCAGACGAGCGAUGACUACCGACCUAACAAGGCCAUAAUUCCGGGUCAACUCACGGCAAACUGCUCGGAAUUCAAGGAUAUCCCUCAGCUAUUGAAUAUCGCGAAUAACGGUAUCCAGGUACGCCUCACCAAACCGCUACCCCGCCAGGCACACCCGCCUCAGAACCACCCAUCCGCUUGA